This is a messenger RNA of Antrostomus carolinensis (chuck-will's-widow), 1756 nucleotides long. RefSeq names its product DNA (cytosine-5)-methyltransferase 1. The annotation marks the transcript as partial. Gene Ontology annotation, molecular function: DNA binding; zinc ion binding; DNA (cytosine-5-)-methyltransferase activity. The record is from RefSeq and is a predicted model, not a curated record. NCBI's taxonomy places the organism in Eukaryota, Metazoa, Chordata, Aves, Caprimulgiformes, Caprimulgidae. The transcript has 11 exons. Gene Ontology annotation, biological process: negative regulation of gene expression via chromosomal CpG island methylation. Gene Ontology annotation, cellular component: nucleus.
ACCACUGUCCCUCCUGGGGGGUUGAACUUCAACCGCUUCACGGAGGAUUCGCUGCUGCGACACGCUCAGUUCGUGGUGGAACAAGUGGAAAGUUACGACGAAGCCGGAGACAGCGAUGAACCCCCCGUCCUCAUCACACCCUGCAUGAGGGAUCUGAUCAAGUUGGCUGGUGUCACCCUGGGGAAGAGGCGAGCUGUCAGGAGACAAGCCAUCCGGCACCCUACCAAAAUAGAUAAGGACAAAGGUCCUACCAAAGCCACCACUACCAAGCUGGUGUAUCUCAUCUUCGACACCUUCUUCUCGGAGCAGAUUGAGAAGGAUGAGAAGGAAGAUGACAAAGAGAACGCCAUGAAACGCCGGCGCUGCGGCGUCUGCGAGGUCUGCCAGCAACCUGAGUGUGGGAAGUGCAAAGCUUGUCAGAACAUGGUGAAGUUUGGAGGCAGUGGACGGAGUAAACAGGCUUGUUUGCAGAGGAGGUGUCCCAACCUCGCCGUUCGGGAAGCUGAUGAAGAUGAGGAGGUAGAUGAUAACAUCCCUGAGAUGCCAUCACCCAAGAAGAUGCUACAGGGUAGGAAGAAGAAGCAGAACAAGAGCAGAAUCUCUUGGGUGGGGGAACCCAUCAAGAGCGAUGGGAAGAAGGACUAUUACCAGAGGGUCUGCAUUGACUCAGAGACCCUGGAGGUGGGAGAUUGUGUCUCUGUCAGCCCUGAUGAUCCCACCAAGCCACUCUACCUCGCCAGGGUGACAGCCAUGUGGGAGGACAGCAGUGGUCAAAUGUUCCACGCGCAUUGGUUCUGCCCCGGCUCAGACACCGUCUUGGGAGCCACCUCUGAUCCUCUGGAGCUUUUCUUGGUGGAUGAGUGUGAGGAUAUGCAGCUCUCCUACAUCCAUGGCAAAGUCAAAGUGAUCUACAAAGCACCCUCAGAGAAUUGGUCCAUGGAGGGCGGGCUGGAUAUGGAGAUCAAGAUGGUAGAAGAUGAUGGGAGAACUUAUUUUUAUCAGAUGUGGUACGACCAGGAAUACGCUCGGUUUGAAUCUCCACCUAAAACUCAACCUACAGAAGACAACAAAUACAAGUUCUGCAUGAGCUGCACACGUUUGGAUGAGGUGAGGCACAAGGAGAUACCCAAAGUAGCUGAACCUUUGGAAGAAGGAGAUGGGAAGAUGUUUUAUGCCGUGGCCACCAAGAAUGGAGUUCAAUACAGGGUGGGAGAUGGUGUCUACCUCCUGCCAGAAGCUUUUUCCUUCAGUAUGAAACCUGCCAGCCCAGCCAAACGUCCUAAAAAAGAAGCAGUGGAUGAAGAGCUGCACCCAGAGCACUACCGUAAAUAUUCAGAGUACAUCAAGGGCAGCAACCUGGACGCCCCCGACCCUUAUCGGGUGGGUCGCAUCAAGGAGAUCUUCUGCAACAUCCGUAGCAACGGUAAACCCAACGAAGCUGACAUCAAACUACGUAUCUGCAAGUUUUAUAGACCUGAAAACACUCACAAAUCCAUGAAAGCCAGUUACCACGCAGACAUCAACCUCCUGUACUGGAGCGACGAGGAGACGACGGUGGAUUUCCGCGCUGUCCAAGGCCGUUGUACGGUGGUGUACGGGGAGGAUCUGACCCAGAGCAUCCAGGAUUAUUCUGCUGGUGGACUCGAUCGUUUCUACUUCUUAGAGGCUUACAACGCCAAAACCAAGAGUUUUGAAGAUCCUCCCAACCACGCUCGGAGUUCUGGCAAUAAAGGGAAGGGGAAAGGGAAAGGGAAAG